Messenger RNA from Momordica charantia (bitter melon), 1406 nucleotides. NCBI's taxonomy places the organism in Eukaryota, Viridiplantae, Streptophyta, Magnoliopsida, Cucurbitales, Cucurbitaceae. The record is from RefSeq and is a predicted model, not a curated record.
GCCAGGAAGCUCUUUGGGAUGUUGGAAGAAAACCAAAAUUUUGGUAAAGCAAAAUCCCUUUUAACUAGCUCCAUUGAGAGUGGACUUUUGAUUUUUUGCAACAACAAUUUCGGCGGAGAAAGAUCCAAACUUUGAGGAUUUAAAAACAUGCUGCUUUUCUUAUGAAUUUGGGAGCAAUAUCUUUGAACAAAGAUAAGUCCCCCAAAAGCAGCAAAUUUUUUGAUCUGGAUUUGAAGAAGAAGAAGAAAAAGUUCAUGGAGGAGAGAAAGUCAUCCUCUGUAUCAGAUGUUGGAGCUUGGGGUAUGAAUAUUAUCAGCUCAGUGGGCAUUAUCAUGGCCAAUAAGCAGCUCAUGUCCCAAACUGGCUUUGCCUUUACCUUUGCUACAACCUUAACUGGAUUUCAUUUUUCUGUAACUGCAUUGGUUGGUUGGAUUUCAAACGCCACCGGCUAUUCGGAAUCCAAGCCUGUUCCCUUCUGGGAGCUUCUUUGGUUCUCGAUUAUCGCCAACACGUCGAUAGCAGCCAUGAACUUCAGCCUCAUGUUAAACUCUGUUGGAUUUUAUCAGAUAUCGAAAUUAAGCAUGAUUCCCGUGGUCUGCAUAAUGGAAUGGAUUCUCCAUGGCAAACACUACUCAAGGGAAGUGAAGAUGGCCGUUUCCGUGGUCGUUGUCGGUGUAGGAGUCUGUACAGUGACUGAUGUGAAAGUCAAUGCCAAAGGCCUUCUCUGUGCCUCAGUAGCAGUCUUGUGCACAUCACUCCAACAAAUUUCAAUAGGUUCAUUACAGAAGAAGUACUCAAUAGGAUCCUUUGAAUUACUAAGCAAGACAGCCCCCAUACAAGCCCUUUCCCUUCUCACAGUUGGCCCAUUCAUUGACUACUGCCUCACUGGCAAGCCUCUAUCGAAAUACAACUACACUUCUGGUGCAUUUUGUUUCAUUCUACUGUCAUGCUCCCUGGCUGUGUUCUGCAACAUCAGUCAGUACCUGUGCAUCGGGCGAUUCUCGGCGGUGUCGUUCCAGGUUUUAGGCCAUAUGAAGACGGUAUGCGUGCUGACAUUGGGGUGGCUGCUCUUUGACUCAGAGAUGACAUUGAAAAACAUAUCAGGGAUGGUUGUUGCCAUUGUUGGGAUGGUGGUUUAUAGUUGGGCAGUUGAGAUUGAGAAGCAAGGCAAUGCCAAUGGAGUGAUCAUUCCUCAGACAAAGAGCCAACUUUCAGAUGAGGAAUUGAUGAUGUUGAAGGAGGGGGUAGAGGAGAGUGGUUUGAGAGAUCAAGAACUUGGUCAAGUCCCAAAAUGAAAGUUUUUUUUUUUUUUUUCAUUUUACUUUUGGAGGUUGACUUGAUUUAUUUAUACAAAGAUUGUAUAAUUUGUAUCUGAAUAAAACUAUUGGAAAUUGUUUGGUGUUCAA